Molecule: messenger RNA, 1106 nt
Organism: Vitrella brassicaformis
Lineage: Eukaryota; Vitrellaceae
Source: the annotation of a GenBank genome assembly
GCCUGUCAGACCUUAUGGCAAGAUUGCACAGCGGGCCCACACACUGCGCGUCAGUCAGGGAUUCAGUGCAACACAACGCACCUCAACUGAGUCUCCCCCACAUCCAUCCAUCCAUGAAUGGCAAUACGUCUGUAUGUCUCGAGUAUGUAUGUACAUCAGACCAAUGAGCGUUACAGCAGCAGAGCAUCCAAGCCAUCCGUUAUGCAGAGAGAAAGCUGUACACACCAGGAGAGCUAGAGGGAGUCGUAUCAUCUGUAUCCAUGUAUCCACCAGCAACAAGGAGAGAUCGAGAUAAUCGAGACAAAGAAGGCCAAAAACGGCCCGACUGACUGUCUGUCCGUUCCACCCACCCACCCAUAGCACAGACAGAUGGAUCGUUGAUCAGCGGACUGACACCCACCAGCAGAGCAACCAGCAUUCAAAAACACAUUCCAUCAAGCAGGCAUGAAUGACCUGGCCCCAAAACGACCCACCCUCACGCCCUCCUUCCUUCCCCCUCAUUUGUCGCCCCCAGCCGCCUCGAACCUUGCAUCUUCGUGCGGCCCAUCUGGACCGCUCUCCUCAUCAUCAGACGAGCUGCUCUCGUCUUCUUCCUGGUCGCCUUCCUGCCUCUCACCAGCCCCACCACCACCACCACCAGCAAGCAUAGCGUGCCGCGUCAAGCUCUUCCUCAGUCUCUCAGCCAGCACCUCCCUGUCCAAUAUGACGCUCGCCCCACCGCCACAAAAGUCCCUGUUCUUGACAUCCUUGAUAAGUGACCCGUCCUCCUCGCUCAAGUCAUCAUCAGUGGCUAUCUCUGCCAGCUGCCGAUACUGGGGGUCCUUCGCAGUGAGGAACUCCAGGCGCACACUGUCUGGCGUGAACUCGAUAUGCGAGAAGGCCGACUUUCUGUUGGGAUUGAGCACCACGUUCUUGUAGGCCUUGCCGAGCUCGUGAGGCUGCUGGAGGCGCGAGAGGAAGCCUGCUUGCGCCUUGGCACCUUGCAGGGCCUGCGGGAAGAUCUGCACGAGGGCUUUGCCCUUCAUUUCGAGAAGAGAAGAAGCAAAACAAGGACGCCCAGAGCCUCACCAGGGGCUGACAGAGGGGAAGAGAGGAAAGACGCUGAA